UUGAUUUACACGCAAAAUAUACUUGAAAUGAUAUGAUAAAGUUCCACUUCUUCUUAUAAAAUACAUUUAUUACUAUUUUCAUUUAAGAUUGUUAAAAUUUAUAUCAGAGCAUAAUUUAUUCAUCAGCGAAAUUUUUUAACUUCACAUUAUCGUUACAUCACUUCUCAAUUUUUAUUUAUACUGUAAAAGUGUAACGCCUACAAAGUGUUCAAAGUAUGAAAAAUGAAAAAGAUGAAAAAAUACACGAAAAGUGCCUUCUACAAGCAAUCGAUGAAUUAGGAAGAGGUUCAAAAUUACUUUGGAUUGUUUUUCUUCUCAAUGUCAUAAGUUCAAUAGUGAACGCACUACAUACGAUGUCAUAUCUCUUCAUAGCUGAGAUACCUGAACAUUGGUGUUAUAUUCCAGAACUGUUAGAUGCUAACUGGACAAGCGAGCAAAUACAAAAUAUUUCAACAGUAGACAAAUGCUUGAAAUAUGAUUACAAUUAUGCAUAUCUUGCCCAUUUAGGCUAUGAAAAUGCCGUAAAGCAUGUUGAAGACUCGAAAUUUAACACUAGUCUUGUUCCUUGUUCUUCUUUCGUUUUUGAUGAAAGUGGAAAAUCAACGAUUGUAAAUGAAUGGAGCUUGAUUUGUGAUCGAAAAUUAUACCGCGCAAAUACCUAUUUUGUAUAUUCAUUUGGAAAGCUCUUGGGUACCGGAGUCUUUGGAGUAUUCGCAGAUAAAUAUGGACGAUUGAAAGCAAUAAUAAUAGGAUUGGUUCUACAAAUGAUUGCCGUACCUUUAACUUCAGUUGUGCCAUGGUUAUCGGGGUAUAUUUUAUGUGAAUUAUUAAUUGGACUUAGUGUUUCAACAAUUUAUUCAUCGGGAUACACAAUAAUGUCGGAAAUUGCUAAUGAGAAAAAAAUGAAGGUGUUGGGAACUAUAGUAGAUAUUAACUGGUCGGUAGGAACUUGUUUGCUCAUAGUUAUCUCUUUCUACGUAACAGACUGGCGAAACUUGCAGAUUAUAUUAUCGUUGUUUACUAUUCCAACAAUUGUUCUUAUUUGGUUCGUAGACGAGUCACCUCGCUGGCUCAUAUCACAAUCUCGUCAUGAUGAAGCCCAAAAAAUAUUAGAAAAGUAUUGUGAAGUCGCCAUUACACCGGCUUUGAUAACAGCAAGUAUACCACUCACUUCUAUACCAAUGGAACCCUCUAUAACUAAAGAAAAGUAUCAACCAAGUUGUAUGGAACGUUAUCUAGGAAAUAUAGGAAUUCUUUUUGCAGAUCCGAUUUACAGGAAAAAGAUACUUAUAAUGUACUUUUCGUUUUUUGUAUGUGUGAUGGUCAGCUUUUAUCUAGUUUUCAAUAUUGAUAAUUUCAAAAUAAAUCGUUACGUUUUCGUGACAGCAUCAGCAAUUACAGAAACGCUUUCUCUUCUUUUAGUUUUAGUAAUUUUAAAAUUUUUAAGUAGUCAGAAAACAACUAUUAUUCUUUAUUGGAUCGCAUCGAUUUGCAUGCUAUCAAUGAUUAUUAUUCCCAAAGACAAUGUAUAUUUGAUUAUUGGACUGACAGUGAUAUCUAAAUUUUGUUUAAGUUCUACAUUUACAACAAAUAUGUUAUUUUCUUUGAAAUUAUUUCCAUCAAGUGUAAGAAACUCAGCUUUAGGGACCUGUUUAUUGAUGUCUCAAAUAGGAUCAAUGUCAUCGCCAUAUUUGGUUGAUUUUUUGGGCCAAGUUGCACCGUGGUCUCCAACUGUGCUCUGUGGUGGUACACUUUUUAUUGCAGGACUUCUAUGCUGCAUUGUUCCAGUUUAAACAAUAAAUUGUA
This is a messenger RNA of Cotesia glomerata, 1806 nucleotides long. Its product is annotated as organic cation transporter protein-like. The record is from RefSeq and is a predicted model, not a curated record. Gene Ontology annotation, biological process: transmembrane transport. Gene Ontology annotation, molecular function: transmembrane transporter activity. The coding region runs from base 216 to 1793 and encodes 525 amino acids. NCBI's taxonomy places the organism in Eukaryota, Metazoa, Arthropoda, Insecta, Hymenoptera, Braconidae. The transcript is spliced from 6 exons. Gene Ontology annotation, cellular component: membrane.